UAUUUUUAAUUUUUUUGUGAUUUUUUGAUUUGGGUUGUUGUUGAUUCAUUUUUUUGUGGUUACCCUUUAAUUUGAUUGUUCUUAGGGUAAUGAUAAUGAAGCUAAAAUGUAAAUUUUUUUUUGUAAUCAUAAUUGGGAACUGUGACCUUCCAACCUUUUAACUUUUGAUUUGGUAAUUUGAUUUGGGAUGUGUUUAGUUCAUAUUAGUUGGCUACCCGUUAAUUUGAUUGGUCUUGUGAUGAUGUUAGUGAGGAUAAUUUGUCGAAAUUCUGACUGUAAUUGUAAUUGAGGACUAAGUCUUGUAAUCUAUUGAUUGCCGAGGAGCCGAGUUCGGUGUUGUUAGUGUAGAGUCAGAUUAUCAGUACAUCUAAUCGGAUUGUUUAAUUAAACUUAUGAAGGAGUGUGUUAUAAGUUUGUUUUAAAUGUUACUCAGGAUUUGUGUUAACCUUAAUCUUUUGGAUGGGGUUGUUAUUGAAAGUUGAAAUUCUUGAAAAUUGUUUUAAUUGCUGUCAAAUGUGACUUUUUGUCACUGCAUGUUAGGGAAUGCAAGUGAUUCUUUACUAUUUGCUUCCCACAAGAGUUGGUUUCCUGUUCUAUGUCGAUGGAAUGAAAUUUAUGAUGGACAACUGAUCUAUCUUAUAGGAUUGCCAGCUCAAUUUAUGGGGUUUAUUAAUGAAUUUUAAAGGUGAUCAAAGAGGUUGAAGCUAAUUCUCUAAUGGUGACAGUGCCAUAAUUUUUCAUUAAGCCUUCUUUAGUAAAAUGUGCAAGAAUAGAAGGCCGGAGAAUUUAAUGUAAGGAACUAAGAUGGGCUGAUGGGGAUGCGCUUGAAACGGGCUUCAUUUGUAGGCUUCAGUCUUAUGAUGAUAUAAUGGAGCCAAAGCUAGAUAAACUUCUAUCUCAACUGCGGGAAAUUGGUGGUAUGCUAGACCAGAGAUUAACUCACAGGCUAUCAUCAUUGUCAUCACCUGAUGAGUUGUUUAAUUUUUUCACUGAAUUACAAGGCAUUCUGGGGGGUCAAGACUCGAGUGUUCUAGAAGAUGAUCAGAUUAGUCUGGACCCUAGCAGCAACCUUGGAAUGUUUCUGCGUCGAUGUAUACUUACCUUCAAUGAACUAUCCUUUGAGGGAAUAUGUCAUCUGCUGUCAGAUUUAGAAUCAUACUGUAAAGAAGUACUAUCUGGUUCUCCUUCUUUUGAUUUGACUCGAUUAGAUGGCUGUACUGAUGAAUCUGAGAGAUUAGUGGAAUAUGAGAAGAUGGACCUGGAUAGUUUUGCUUUUCAGGAACCUACUGAAAAAGCUGAAACAAGUAAUAGAGCUGGUAAAGGAAUUUCAUUCCAUCUACAUGUGCCAAAAGUCCUUGAUGAGCUGGUUGAAGGUGUUGAGGUUUCUGCGGCCGUGAAGCAUAGUGCCAAAGCCAAAGAAUUAAGCCCAUUUAUGCUCCCAGAAACUGAUGCACUGGAUACAGAUGAUGACAAUGCUGGUAAAUUUUUGCGUUCAAAUUGGCAAGUUCAUGGAUACUUGCUACAAAAAGCUGAUGAAAUUGAAAAGCACGGAAGUUCUUUUCCUCUGAAUACUCUAGAAUCUGAUCUGAAGCAACUCCAUAAAUUGGCUCCUGAAUUACAUCGUGUCCAUUUUUUGCGCUAUUUAAAUAUGCUGCAUCAUGAUGAUUAUUCUGGUGCUUUGGAGAAUCUCCAUCGUUAUUUUGAUCAUAGUGCAGGGAUGGAAGGUUUUGAUCUUUCUUCAUCUUCCACUGAAAGCAACUGCUUUGGGAAAUAUGAGAUUGCAUUGUUAUGUUGUGGAAUGAUGCAUGUUCACUUUGGCCAUCCUAAAUUAGCUCUAGAAGCUUUAACAGAAGCAGUCCGUGCUUCUCAGCAGCACAGCAAUGAUGCUUGCCUUGCUUAUACAUUGACAGUUAUAUGCAACUUGCUGUCUGAAUUUGGUAUAACAAGUGCUUCAAGGAUACUUGGAUCAUCUUACUCACCUAUGACUAGUAUUGGUUCUUCUUUAACCAUCCAUCAACAGUUAUAUGUUCUAUUACGAAGAGCUCUUGCUAGAUCGGAAGGUCUAAAGCUGACACCAUUAGUGUCUGCGAACCAUCUAGCAAUGGCAAAAUUUGACCUGAUGCAUGUCCAAAGAUCUAUGCUAUCUUUUGGUCCCAAAGCAUCUGUUAGCCUUAGAACACGUCCAGCUGAUGUUUUUCAGGAACUGAGGCUAAGCUCCCAUGUGGUCGGUGAAUUUAGUAAUGAAGCCUCUGCAGUGUCUCGUGAUGGUGAUUUUGCUACAACAUGGCUGAAGAACCCACUUAAGCCAAUGGGUCCUCUAAUGAUAAACUCAGAAUAUGGUUCAGGAAGUGAUUGUAGUACAUUUGAGUUUUGUGCUCAACAAAGCUCAAUUCCUAAAUCUGUGCUACAACAACUUGGUUCCUCAUUCUUACUUCGCACCACAGCAUGGGAGAUGUAUGGCAGCAACUCACUUGCCAGGAUAAAUGCCCUUAUUUAUGCCACUUGCUUUGCUGAUGCUUCAAGCUUGGAUAAUCUUGCCUUAGCCUGUGUGAAGCUUGUCCAACAACUUGCUGCUUAUAAAGGCUACAGGGAAGCAUAUGUUGCAUUCAGAAUAGUUGAGAAGAAGUUCCAUGUCAUUUCAAAAUCAAGAGUCUUACUAUUGAAGCUUCAGCUUCUCCAUGAACAUGCCUUGCAUAGAGGACAUUUGAAGCUUGCUCAGCAAGUAUGUGAUGAACUUGGUGCAUUGGCUUCCCCUGUGAUUGGUGUUGAUGUAGAUAUCAAGACUGAAGCAAGCCUUCGCCGAGCUCGAACAUUGUUAGCAGCAAAACAAUUUAGCCAGGCAGCACAGGUUGCACAAUCUCUUUUUUGCACUUGCUACAAGUUCAAUUUGCAAGUUGAAAAUGCAACAGUUCUGCUGUUGCUUGCUGAAAUCCACAAGAAAUCAGGAAAUGCUACCCUAGGCCUCCCGUAUGCAUUGGCUUGUAUACUGUUUUGUCAGUCUUUUAACUUGGACCUUCUGAAAGCAUCUGCAACCCUCACACUGGCUGAGUUAUGGCUCUCGUUUGGACCAACUGAAGCACAUAGAGCACUGUCACUCCUUCAUGGAAUUUUCCCGAUGAUUCUUGGCCAUGGAGGUUUGGAGCUCCGUGCACGGGCACAUAUUAUAGAAGCUAAAUGUCAUCUCUCUGAUGCAAGUUAUUCAGUGAGUCAAACACCAGAGGCAGUGCUCAACUCUUUGAAGGAAGCCUGUGAAGAGCUUGAACUUUUGGAGUAUCAUGAGUUGGCUGCGGAGGCUUACUAUCUGAUGGCUAUGGUAUAUGACAAAUUAGGCUCCUUACAAGAGAGGGAGAUGGCCGCAGCCUCCUUCAAGGAUCACUCUGCUGCUUUAAAAAAUCCUCAAGAUUCCGAGGAUGACACUUCAAACAAUAUGUAGACAAAGUACAAAUGCUACCCUUGCUUUUUACUUUUUCCAAGGAUUGACCUCUUCUAGCUUGCAGAUGUUGGGGGGAUUUAGCUCAGGGCCAAAUGGUGGCCAAGCCUCUUCUCUAAUGGGAAGGACAAGCCAAGGCAUACCAACCACCUGACCUCCAACAAGGCAACAUAUGACAGUCGACAAAUGCCUGCGUGAUAAUGUACAAAACUAGUUGUAUUGCAGAAGCAGUUCUAACCAUCUUCACAAUUUACAGUAGGCUUCUGGGUGGUUCUGCUAGAAAUGGGAAGCAUAGAGAUUUUUGUAGUUAGCUUGGUGAAAAUCCUUCCAUUGUGAUGUAUACAGUAUGUUCAAUGUUCAGUAAGAUGUAAUAUCUGAUAUGUCGUUGCAGAAAUUUCAUGUAAUUGAAAUUUCAUGUCAAAUGGCCUUUAUGUGAUCGGCAUUCUAACUUUCAAAAA
This is a messenger RNA of Chenopodium quinoa (quinoa), 3888 nucleotides long. Its product is annotated as anaphase-promoting complex subunit 5-like. Gene Ontology annotation, cellular component: anaphase-promoting complex. Bases 869 to 3433 code for a protein of 854 amino acids. The transcript has 20 exons. The record is from RefSeq and is a predicted model, not a curated record. Gene Ontology annotation, molecular function: protein binding. Lineage: Eukaryota; Viridiplantae; Streptophyta; Magnoliopsida; Caryophyllales; Amaranthaceae. Gene Ontology annotation, biological process: positive regulation of mitotic metaphase/anaphase transition; protein K11-linked ubiquitination; anaphase-promoting complex-dependent catabolic process.